Megachile rotundata (alfalfa leafcutting bee) is the source of this 741-nucleotide messenger RNA. RefSeq lists its product as uncharacterized. The record is from RefSeq and is a predicted model, not a curated record. Lineage: Eukaryota; Metazoa; Arthropoda; Insecta; Hymenoptera; Megachilidae.
AUGAAGUCUCGACCAGCGAUUUGUCUGCUGCUCGUGUGCUUAGCCUGUCAGUGCUUGAUCGACGCCCGCGAGAUCGGCCAGGAUUACGAUGAUCUAGCCGUGGCUGCUUCCCAUCAUCACGAACAUCACGAGCACGGAGGUGGAGAGGAGCACCACUCGGACCACCAUCACAAGCACGGUGAUCACGGCGAGAAAGGCUACAAAUCGUCGCACCAUCACGAGAAAGGUGACAAAGGACACCACGACAAGGACGAGCACAAGGGCCAUUACGACGAAGAGGAUGGACACAAGAAGAGCCAUCAUCACGACGAUGGUUAUUACGGUGAGCACCACAAGGGUGAGAAAGGGGAGAAGGGUCACAAGUUCCACGAGGAGGGUCACUAUGGCAAAGGACACAAGACCAAGGGUCAUCACGAGGUUCACAAGUUAGACGAGUUCAAGAAGGACAAGGAGUUCUUCGACGAACACCAUGACUCCGGACACCACGAGGACCACGGUGGACAUCACCACGAACACGAGCACAAGAAGGGUGGACACUUCAAGAAAGGACAUCAUCAUCACGGAGGUCACGAGGAUCAUUACGGUAAAAAGGGACACCAUGAGAAAGGACAUCAUCAUCACGAUCACAAGGGCCACAAGAGCGAGGGUGGACACGACGAGCAUCAUCAUCAUCAUUCUCACCAUGGCAAGAAAGGAGGACACGAUGACCACAAAUCGUGGGGCUUUAAGAAGGGUCAUUAA